AUGGAAGCGCAGACCGACGCCGUCCCCGGCGGCGGCGACGAUCUCGCGACCAUGCGCGAGCAGUGCCGGACCCUGGAGGAGUCCAUCACUACCCGCCGGGAGGCGCAACUCGACCUCAUCGGCUCCCUGCAGCACCUCGUCCCCGACCUGGUCCCCACCCUCGACCAAUCCCUCCGCCUCAUCGCCGCCUUCAACGGCCGCCCCUUCGUCCCCACGCUGUACCCCAACGCCAGCAUCCACGUGCAGAACCCCAGCCUCAAGCCCCACCACCGCCGCGCCCUCCCCGACCCGGCCCGCUCCACCCGCCGCAAGACCUCGCCGGGGUCCUCCCCAGCUUCCGCCGCCGCGGGGGGCGCGGGAACCGGUGGUGGCAUCGAUGCCGUGCGUACCAUGGUUGCCGUGUGUCUCCUCGAGCUCGUCCCCUUUGCCGAGAUCGAUGCCGCUGCGCUCGCGCGCCGCCUGCAGUCCGAAACGUCGUCCGCCAGCGAGGCCGAGCGGGCUGCUCUAGCCGACCUCGCCGCGGAGCUUGGGGGCUCCGCGCCCGCUGCGGUUGCUCUUGCGCUCCGUCGCAUCGCGGAAGACAGCGGCAGCUUGCAGAUCGAGGAGGCCUUCAUUGGGGGCAAGCAGAUGACUAUGGUCUGGGCCAUCGACCGGAGCAAACUCCUCAAAGAGCUACCAGAAUCCUCCUCUGCGCUCCAAAUCCAACCUCCGACGACUCCACAGGUGGCUCCCACCGAUACUGAUACUAACAGCGCCAUCAUACCAAGGCCUCCGCCACUGCAGCAGCUGGAUAUGUGGGGUCACCCAAUGCCACCGAUGUUCCCACGUCCCAGGGGCAUGGCAAUGCCGAGAAUGCCGCCAGGGUUGAUGCCGCUGCAGCGACCAUUCAUGGUACCAGGGGCAGUUAUCCCAAUGGGUGGUGGUCCGGCGCCGAGUUCCACGCAGCUGAAGCUGAGGACAGAGGAGGAUGAUCUUAAGGACCUUGAACUGCUGCUAAACAAGAAGACAUAUAGAGAGAAGCAGAAUACAAAGACUGGAGAGGAGCUGCUGGAUCUCAUUCACCGUCCUACAGCUAAGGAGACUGCUGUUGCUGCAAAGUUUAAAACAAAGGGUGGCUCCCAGCUGAAGGAAUAUUGUACCAACUUAACUAAAGAAGAUUGCCGACGCCAAACAGGUUCUUUUGUGGCCUGUGAUAAGGUCCACUUUCGGCGUAUUAUAGCUCCACAUACUGAUACAAACCUAGGAGAUUGCUCUUUCCUAGACACAUGCCGUCACACAAAGACUUGCAAGUAUGUCCACUACGAGCUUGAUCAAACACCAGAUGUACCUCAAAUGAUGGCUGGUGCCCUCGCACCACCUAGGCAGAUAAAGCCCCAGAGAGCUGAAUAUUGUUCAGAAAUAGAGCUUGGAGAAUCGCAAUGGAUAAACUGUGACAUUCGGAACUUCAGGAUGGACAUCUUAGGACAAUUUGGAGUAAUUAUGGCUGACCCCCCUUGGGAUAUUCAUAUGGAGCUACCAUAUGGCACAAUGGCUGAUGAUGAAAUGAGGACGCUUAAUGUUCCAACUUUGCAAACUGAUGGUUUGAUUUUUUUAUGGGUCACUGGUCGUGCCAUGGAACUUGGGCGUGAAUGUCUGGAGCUCUGGGGUUACAAGCGUGUUGAAGAAAUUAUCUGGGUGAAGACCAAUCAACUUCAACGUAUCAUUCGAACUGGCCGCACUGGCCAUUGGUUGAAUCACAGCAAAGAACAUUGUCUUGUUGGAAUAAAAGGAAACCCUUUAGUGAACAGGAAUAUAGAUACUGAUGUUAUUGUUGCUGAAGUCCGUGAAACAAGCAGAAAACCUGAUGAGAUGUACGCAAUGCUAGAACGAAUUAGCCCAAGGACAAGGAAGUUGGAACUGUUUGCAAGAAUGCAUAAUACACAAGCUGGAUGGCUUUCGCUGGGUAACCAAUUAAACGGAGUAAGGCUAGUUGAUGAAGGGUUGAGAGCAAGGUACAAGGCUGCUUACCCCGAUGUUGAGGUCUCACCACCAUCACCUCCCAGGACAAGCGCACCAAUGGAUGUUGACCAAAGUAGUUCACAGAAGGCUGCUGCACCAGAUGGUGGCGAGAGGCCUGCCUGA
Molecule: messenger RNA, 2121 nt
Organism: Miscanthus lutarioriparius
Lineage: Eukaryota; Viridiplantae; Streptophyta; Magnoliopsida; Poales; Poaceae
Source: the annotation of a GenBank genome assembly